Molecule: messenger RNA, 258 nt
Organism: Sphenostylis stenocarpa
Lineage: Eukaryota; Viridiplantae; Streptophyta; Magnoliopsida; Fabales; Fabaceae
Source: the annotation of a GenBank genome assembly
AUGACUUAUUUGAGGGCAAAAUAUGAAGAAUUGCAAAAGGGGAAAGCUGAGCUAAUAGAACAAAUUAAAGUAAUGGUUCCUGGAGUGGACGUUUUAGAGUUGGACUCAUUUAAGUCUGUGGUGGAUGGGAAAAGGUCUUUUGGCCAAAAGGAUUUAGCUUCCUCUAAUCACUGCUUAGGACUUCUUAAUAUUGCUUUGCUAGUGGUUUUCACCUGUUCCUGUGUUUAUGGGUGUUCAACAAAUGUGAAUAUCUACUAG